Messenger RNA from Stereum hirsutum FP-91666 SS1, 540 nucleotides. Its product is annotated as transport protein particle complex subunit. Lineage: Eukaryota; Fungi; Basidiomycota; Agaricomycetes; Russulales; Stereaceae. Gene Ontology annotation, cellular component: TRAPP complex; nucleus; cytoplasm. Gene Ontology annotation, biological process: endoplasmic reticulum to Golgi vesicle-mediated transport. The record is from RefSeq and is a predicted model, not a curated record. The coding region runs from base 1 to 540 and encodes 179 amino acids. The transcript has 4 exons.
AUGUCCCACCAUCUCUUCCUCCUUUCGCCAUCCGACACUCCUCUCUACAGCCUCACCCACUUCUCUGCGAAACCGUCAGUGUCAGCGCCUUCGCCUCUGUCCUCAAAUCUGCCGUCAUGGUCGACCUCCGCGUUCGCAGGCACGCUCACGGCGCUCUCGGGCGCGUCCACGGUCACUCAGACGUCAGCGCAGGGAGGAGGGACGAGGAUGGGAGGCGGACAGGACCGGCAUGUGAUACAGAUGAUAGCGAACGCGAGUCUGGACGUGAUUGAGGACGUGGUGAAACGGAAUACUGCGAUGUACCUCAAGUCUGUGGACAGGUUCAACGAGUGGACGGUCUCGGCGUUCGUUACCCCUGGCAACAUGAAGUUUGUGCUGCUGCAUGAGAGCAAGAACGACGAGGCGAUCAGGCUGUUCUUCAACGAUGUGUGGGAGCUGUACGUCAAGACGAUGUUGAACCCGUUCCACACGGCGCACACGCCCAUCCGGAGCAGCGUGUUCGACAACAGGGUGCGAGCGAGUGCGAAGAAGUAUCUGUAG